Messenger RNA from Phaeoacremonium minimum UCRPA7, 594 nucleotides. RefSeq names its product putative kinase binding protein cgi-121 protein. Gene Ontology annotation, biological process: tRNA threonylcarbamoyladenosine modification; telomere maintenance via recombination. The transcript has 2 exons. Lineage: Eukaryota; Fungi; Ascomycota; Sordariomycetes; Togniniales; Togniniaceae. The record is from RefSeq and is a predicted model, not a curated record. Gene Ontology annotation, cellular component: nucleus; EKC/KEOPS complex; cytosol. The coding region runs from base 1 to 594 and encodes 197 amino acids.
AUGUCGCUCGAGACGAUCACUCUAGAGCAUGUUCCGCCUUCGCACAAGGUCCACGUUGCCUUCUUCAAGUCCGUCUCCAAUGCCGCAUUCCUGCAGUCACAGCUGCUCGCACGGAAUCCCGACUUCGAGUAUGCAUUCAUCGACGCGUCGUCUGUGGUGUCACGGCUACAAGUCCUGGCCGUCAUAUACAAGGCUCUAAGCAUUUUGCUCGAUGGGACUCUGAGGACCCCAAACGUUCAUUCCGAGAUCGUCACCUCGCUCAGUGCGAGUAAUAAUAUAGCCGAAGCCUACCGUCGAUAUGGAAUCACAGCCGAGACCACGAGCGUUAUCAUCGUCAAGGUCGUCUUCCCAACGGAUGCCAGACCUGAGCCCCCCUCCGCUGAGCAUAUCUGGAAGCACCUGCAAGACAACGUUACGGGUUCUUUGGUGCCGUUCACGGAUGACGAGAUUUCAGGAUCGACCGACUGGGCUAAAGUUCGCAAGUACUACAAAUUGAACGGAGCUCCUUCGUUGAAUGGGCUACAUGACGAGGUUCUAAAGACCAAAGAAGCCGAGAUGCUAGUCCUCGGCGCCAUGGCUUUGCGUGGGGUCUGA